Messenger RNA from Humulus lupulus (European hop), 2974 nucleotides. Its product is annotated as protein TIC236, chloroplastic-like. The record is from RefSeq and is a predicted model, not a curated record. Lineage: Eukaryota; Viridiplantae; Streptophyta; Magnoliopsida; Rosales; Cannabaceae. Bases 1148 to 2770 code for a protein of 540 amino acids. The transcript has 5 exons.
AAAAAAAAAGUGUUAAAUAUAUGAAUGCACCAACUUCAUUCAAAAUAUUCUCACUCACACACAAGGACGUUAAUGUUACGGAGAGAUAAGGUCAUAAUGGUCAUUUGCGUUUAUACUCAAGUUCAGGUACAGGUGGCUCUUUUCUUCGGUGAAGAAACCAUUUGAGCAUUUACCGCCACUUCUCAAAUAGAAAGAAAAAAAAAAAAAAAAAGAAAGAAGAAAACGAAAAAGAAAAAGAAAAAUUGCCAAAUUCUCUCUCUCAGCUUUCUACUCAAGCAAAGCGCUUUCUCACAUUCGUACUCAAUUGGAAAAGAAGGAGAAAAUUAAAGGAAAGGGAAUUGGGUGAUUUGGGAAGCAAACCAAUAUUCAGUUGCAGCUUCCAGGAUUCAUUUCUUUUUUUUUUUCUCUCUCUCUCUCUUCCACACGAGAAUGCUCAUUUAUAUUACCCUUUCUCUAGAUGAUGAUUAAAGGAACAUGAUAUUGCUUCUUGAAUAGGGCUGGAGCUGGAGUGGGUGCUCAUUUUGUAAUGGUGUGAUUGGUCAGGGGUCUAGGAGCAAUUUCUUGGUCCCCAUUUCCAACGUAUGAGUCCAAAUUGUGUAUCUGUUAUGUAGGCGAAGGAGACCAGACCAUGAGUUUGAGACUCCAUUGCCCUUUUCUUGGGGUUCCACUUCAUGGGUCUUCUUCACAUGGUAGAACAGCGGGAAGUUUUGUUUACUUGGAUGGAGGGCAGUUGGGAAAAAGGCGAUAUCGUUGGUGUGUAUGUGCAGAACAGAAUAAUUGGAUAACUCAAGUGAUUAGGUUUUCACAUUUUUGUGGACAAAAUGUGGAGUUGUUAAAGAGCACUCUAGGCUCUAGAUAUAAAAUCAAGGUAAAAUGUGUUGAAGAGCUUCUUACUCGAAGCCAGGCUUUGGUGAGCUCUUUGUCCCCUCUCUGGAAUGAGGGAUUACUUUUUGUUAGAUGUUCUGUUUUUGUAGCUGUGAUCUCUGGGGUGUGCUUGUUAGUAUGGUAUGGGUAGUCAAUAGCCAAAGGGUUUAUUGAAGCUAAACUUUUACCAUCUGUUUGUUCAUCAGUCAGUGAAUAUGUACAACGCAAACUUGAUUUUUGGUAAGGUACGAAGUAUUUCACCUUUAAGCAUUACAUUAUAGUCAUGCUCUGUAGGGCCUCAUAUGAGGAAUUCUCUUGCGGGGAGGUGCCCACAAUGAAAAUUCGACUCCGUCCUUUUGCUAGUUUGAGGAGGGGAAAGAUUGUGGUUGAUGUAGUUUUGUCUCAUCCAAGUAUAUUGGUUGUGCAGAAGAAAGAUUUUAGUUGGCUAGGGUUACCUUCAACGGGAGAUGGCUCAAACAGACAUUUGUCAACUGAAGAAGGAAUUGAUUACCCUACAAAAACCAGGAGGAUUGUUAGAGAGGAAGCAUCUUCUCGCUGGGAAAGAGAAAGGGAUGAAACAGCCAUGAAAGCUGCAGAAAGGGGUUAUAUUGUCACUGAUAAGGAAUCUAGUCAAUAUGGAGGUGAUGUUAUGAAGGAAAGUGGCAGUCAAUCAAUAGCAUUUACAAGUUUAGAGUCUUUUUUAUGCAUGGAUGAGAGGAUGCACUUGAGAGGUCAUCAUUGCCUGGACACAGGUGUCGAUUAUGACAUGAAGCAUGCAGAUUUAGAGAAAUCAUUUGGUGUAAAAGUUCCAGGUUCUGGGGUUAAAUUCUGGUCCAAAGUAAUACAGGGCCUUAAAAGGCACAAAUUCAAUAAGAAAGCUAAUGGAAGUGAUCUCUCAGCAUCUACCAUUACUGCCAAAAGAAGAAUUCUUGGGCAUAGUGCAAUAGCGGCUGCUGCAUAUUUUCAGGGACUAUUGCAUGGAAAGUCUAGUGAGUCUUCAGAGUCAUCUGGAGGUUAUGAUGUUACAAAUCUUGACACUUUCUCAGUGAAAAAUGAGAUUGAUGCUAAUGCUGGCACUCCUAUCACAAGUGUUGCAGGAUCUAAUGCUGAUUGUUAUAUGAAAAGUGAGAAUGUAGGAGGUGAUGUAGUCAAUGGGAGUACCAAUGAUGAGAAAUUUGAGAACCAAGAGAAUCUUUCAACCUCCAUACAGCUUGACACUCAGCUGGAAGCAAACCGUCCAACUUUUAUCUGGCCCCAAUCCUUGAAAUCAAGUUUUCCCACUUUUUCUAGAAAUCUGAAGGAGUUGUUAUCUUGCUUAUUCUCUGGUCCCAUUCAAAAGCUGACAUCAGAUAUGGGUCCUAGAGUUGAACUUAUUGUUGCAGAACUAGUUGAUGGGGUAGAUACAGUGCACGAUGCAGGCAUCGAGAAAAUGCUUCCAGUUACGUUGGAUUCUGUCUAUUUCAAAGGUGGAACUCUAAUGCUACUUGCGUAUGGUGACAUGGAACCAAGGGAAAUGGAGAAUGUCAGCGGACAUGUGAAGUUUCAAAAUCACUAUGGUCAAGUUCAUGUACAAUUGAGUGGGAACUGUAUGAUGUGGAGAUCAGAUUUGAUGUGUGAAGAUGGUGGUUGGUUGUCUGCAGAUGUUUUUGUUGACAUUGUUGAAGAGAAAUGGCAUGCCAACUUGAAAAUUGCGAACUUAUUUGCUCCGCUUUUUGAGAGAAUAUUAGAAAUUCCAAUUGAGUGGUCCAAAGGAAGAGCCACAGGCAAGGUUCACAUUUGCAAGACUACAGGAGAAACAUUUACAAAUCUUCAUGGACAGCUUGACGUAACAGGCUUAGCUUUUCAAAUACUUGAUGCUCCAUCUUGGUUUUAUGUACGUUCUACUUUCAUUUUGUUUGAUGGUUGAGGAAAUAGUUGAGAUGCCUUUAAUAGAUACCAAAUCUAAUUAGUGAAUUUAAGUAUUUCUUGGGUGGCUUCAUUUUCAUUUUUUCAUAAUUUUAGGCUAUAUUAACAUUUUUUUAGUUUAAUUAAUUAGAAAAUUGUUACAACAUGUAUAUAACUGUCAAUUAGUUAUCAAUUAGAUUAAUUGUAGAGAUCCUAAUUGACAUAG